GCAGAUAUAUAAGAGGCACGACCAUACCAUGACGGGACCCUCACGGACUGGAAGAUCAGGACAAGCACCGUCUACCAUUGCUUCCAACCCCCCAGCAGAAAUCAUCAACUCCCCAAGGGAUAUCUGAAUAGGAAAAAAAGAGGAAAAAUGGUUCUCGCAACGCAUGUCGACGCGGAGGACAUCGUCCAACGACUCCUGGUCUCCCACAUUACAUCCCCAGGCCAUACCAACCUCCUCAACGCCGGGAGGGUCUCUCAUACUCACUAUCAGCCCUUCGAUAGCCAAUACAGCAGCCAAGAGAAUUUCCCUAAAUAUAAAAUCCCCACCGAUGGCGCCCCGGCCGAUACAGUCUACCAGUUUAUCCACGAUGAGUUGGACCUGGACGGCAAGCCUAAUCUUAACCUCGCCAGCUUUGUGAGCACCUUCAUGGAAGAGAACGCCACCAAGCUCCUCGAAGAGAACAUCUCCAAGAAUAUCGCCGACGCAGACGAGUACCCGGCCCUGUUGGACAUCCACCAGCGCUGCAUCAGCAUCAUCGCCAAUCUCUGGGCCGUCCAGCCGGGUGAGCGCGCCAUCGGCUCCGCCACCACCGGCUCGUCCGAAGCCAUCCACCUGGGCGGCCUCGCCAUGAAGCGCCGCUGGCAGGAACGCCGCCGAGCCGAGGGCAAAGACGCCCUCCACCCCAACAUCAUCAUGGGCGCCAACGCCCAGGUCGCCCUGGAGAAGUUCGCCCGCUACUUCGACGUCGAGCCCCGCAUCCUCCCCGUCAGCGCGAAGAGCCACUACCGCCUCGACCCGGAACUCGUCAGACAGAAUGUCGACGAGAACACCAUCGGUGUCUUCGUCAUCAUGGGAAGCACCUACACCGGACACUACGAGCCCGUCGAGGAGGUGUCCAAGGUGCUGGACGAGUACCAGGAGCGGACCGGCAUCGACAUUCCCAUCCACGUCGACGCCGCCUCGGGCGGUUUUAUCGCUCCCUUCACCGACGUGGGAGCAGGAGGUCCAAAGUGGAACUUCGAACUUCCCCGCGUCAAGUCCAUCAACGCCUCUGGCCACAAGUUCGGCCUCGUCUACGCCGGCCUAGGCUGGAUCAUCUGGCGCGAUGAAUCGUUUCUCCCAGAACACCUCAUCUUCGAGCUCCACUACCUCGGCGGCACGGAAAAGUCCUUCACCCUGAACUUCAGCCGCCCGGGAGGCCAGGUUAUCGCCCAGUACUUCAACCUCGUCCACCUCGGCCAGCAGGGCUUCCGCAACAUCAUGGAGAGCUCCCUCGCCAACGCUCGCCUGCUGGCCGACAGCCUCGAGGCCACCGGGUGGUACACCGUCGUCUCCGACAUCCAUAAGCGACGCGAGAAGGCUCACGUGGGAGGAACCGUCGAGUCGGCCAUCAAGAAGGCCAAAUCCGCCGUCGGGUCGCAGAAGCCCGAACCCAAACACGGCGCCGGUGACGUUGCCGCCACCGCCUCCCCGUCUCUCAUGGGAGGAGCCGAGUCAUCCGCCGACUUCGUCGCCGGCCUGCCCGUCGUCGCCUUCCGGCUGAACAACGACUUCAAAGCCAAGUACCCGCACAUCGAGCAGGAGACCAUCUCCCUGAUGCUGAGGGCCAAGGGCUGGAUCAUACCCAACUACGCGCUGCCGCCGAACGAGAACCAUAUCGAGAUCUUGCGUGUCGUGGUGCGCGAGUCCAUGACUUUCGAUCUGCUCGAGAGACUCGUUACCGACAUUGCCAGCGUGACGGAGACCCUCAUGAGCAAGGAUCAGAUCGACCUAGUAGUGUUGCAGGAGCACCACGCAUGCCAUCGUGGCCCGGUAACCAAGCGGGAGCAGAAGAAGAAGGAAGAGGAAAGAGCCGUGGGAGGCGCGGCGCACAUAGAGGAGCCACGGAGGAAGAGGAUGGCGAACGGAAUUCACCGGUCUGUCUGCUGAAGAGUUUCUUUUUAUAGUUUAGCCAGGGGAAGGGGAGGUAAAAGUGGUAAAAUGGGGAAAUUUCCAGACUGAAAUUGACCAGAGGGCUCAACCUCCAGAACGCCUAACCAUAAAAACGCCCAUGUCGUGUCAAUGGCAUCUCCCGAGUAUGCAAAACGCGCAAAAGAAUCUCUCCAGCUAGGUACGCAAAGAAACCUUCCUCCGUUCCCUGUACUCCUAUGAAGCGUGAGCCCAUGGUCCCCUUCAAUCCCGCCCAGCUAGGAUGGGUUCAAAGAAGACCCGUUCCAAAGAUCGCUGAACAAACCAUCUCCAUCUUGAUUUUCUAUACUUAUCCAUCAGAGUGUACGAAUAAUGACAUUCCUGAAUGGAAUGGCCGAGAAAAAAAAAAAAAAAAAAAAAACCCCC
Sodiomyces alkalinus F11 is the source of this 2334-nucleotide messenger RNA. Its product is annotated as glutamate decarboxylase. Lineage: Eukaryota; Fungi; Ascomycota; Sordariomycetes; Glomerellales; Plectosphaerellaceae. Gene Ontology annotation, cellular component: cytosol. The transcript has 4 exons. Gene Ontology annotation, molecular function: glutamate decarboxylase activity; pyridoxal phosphate binding. The record is from RefSeq and is a predicted model, not a curated record. Bases 148 to 1929 code for a protein of 593 amino acids. Gene Ontology annotation, biological process: L-glutamate catabolic process.